Bactrocera dorsalis (oriental fruit fly) is the source of this 5203-nucleotide messenger RNA. It is a transcript of the gene Flo2, whose product is annotated as flotillin-2. Gene Ontology annotation, biological process: protein localization to plasma membrane; regulation of myoblast differentiation. Gene Ontology annotation, cellular component: plasma membrane. NCBI's taxonomy places the organism in Eukaryota, Metazoa, Arthropoda, Insecta, Diptera, Tephritidae. The record is from RefSeq and is a predicted model, not a curated record. Bases 331 to 1638 code for a protein of 435 amino acids. The transcript is spliced from 7 exons.
CGCCUGUGUGAGUAGCAGUCGAGUGUUGAGAUAGUACGGUCGUGUUUUACGUAUAUUUGUGUGCUGAGAGUGUCAAUUGUUGGUUAAAAAGCAAAAGUAAAAAAAAAACGUAUCAAAAUAGUUAAGAAAAAAGUGAACUUGUGAAAAUAGCUGAAAAAGUUUCCCUUUUGUCCCACCGUAUAUAAUCAUUGUGAAAUAGUGUCAGUGAAUUAAUAGAAAAGUAUUUCUGUGCAAUUUAAUUUAAAAAUUAAAACGAUCUUCAACUAAAAAUACAGUAUAAUUUAAAUCUACCAACACCUAGAGAGAUUCAAUAAUAAGGAAUAAGCUAAGAUGGGUAACAUUCAUACGACUGGACCAAAUGAGGCGUUAAUUGUUUCAGGUGGUUGCUGUGGUUCCACCAAAAAGCGCACUAUUGUCGGUGGUUGGGCAUGGGCCUGGUGGCUGGUCACAGACGUGCAACGCCUGUCGCUCGAGGUGAUGACACUCAACCCCAUGUGCGAGAAUGUCGAGACGGCACAGGGUGUGCCAUUAACUGUAACCGGUGUCGCUCAAUGCAAAAUCAUGAAGAUGAUGAACGUGUAUUAUUUUCACCAUCAGGCUGACGAAUUAUUGGGCACCGCCAGCGAACAGUUUCUGGGCAAGAGCGUUAAGGAGAUCAAGCAGACGAUAUUGCAAACAUUGGAGGGACAUUUGCGUGCCAUUCUCGGAACGCUUACAGUAGAAGAGGUUUACAAAGAUCGCGACCAAUUCGCUGCGCUGGUACGCGAGGUAGCCGCACCUGAUGUCGGCCGCAUGGGCAUUGAAAUACUCUCAUUCACCAUCAAGGAUGUCUACGAUGAUGUGCAAUAUCUGGCAUCGUUGGGCAAAGCGCAAACGGCGAGCGUGAAGCGUGACGCUGAUGCGGGUGUGGCCGAAGCCAACCGAGAUGCCGGCAUACGCGAAGCUGAAUGUGAGAAGAGCGCCAUGGAUGUGAAGUAUUCCACGGACACCAAAAUCGAGGAUAAUUCGCGUAUGUAUAAAUUGCAAAAGGCCAACUUUGAUCAAGAGAUCAAUACAGCGAAAGCUGAAUCGCAACUGGCUUACGAAUUGCAAGCAGCAAAGAUACGACAGAGAAUACGUAACGAAGAAAUACAAAUCGAAGUUGUCGAACGUCGCAAGCAAAUCGAAAUCGAAGCGCAAGAAGUGCAGCGCAAGGAGCGCGAACUAAUGGCUACCGUUAAACUGCCAGCCGAAGCGGAGUCACAUCGUGUGCAGACAAUUGCGCAGGGUAAACAGUGUCAGACAAUUGAGGCGGCACGCGCAGAUGCCGAAAAGAUACGUAAAAUAGGUUCAGCCGAAGCUCAUGCCAUUGAGCUUGUCGGCAAAGCAGAGGCGGAACGCAUGCGUAUGAAGGCACAUGUCUACAAACAGUAUGGCGACGCUGCCAUCAUGAAUAUUGUGCUCGAAUCUCUGCCUAAGAUCGCUGCCGAAGUAGCUGCCCCACUCGCCAAGACCGAUGAGAUCGUACUCAUUGGCGGCAACGAUAACAUAACCAACGAUGUGACACGUCUAGUAGCACAAUUGCCACCGUCCAUUAAUGCAAUCACCGGCGUCGAUUUGUCGAAAGUAUUAUCCAAAAUACCCGGAGCCAAGGCGUGAAAUUCAAUGCAACACUCAAGCAUGCAAACGCCUCAAGAUGCCCGAACGAUGAUGUUGAUGACAUAAAGAUUAAAACGUGAAAUGGAACAAGUUGGAAAAUGAUAACUGAAACACAAAACAAACGAAAUAUUAUGAUAAAAUAAUAAAUGACACAAAUUAUGACGAAAAAUGGAGAAGAAGAAAGUGCUAAACAUAAACGAAUUAUAAUAUAAAAUGAAUUACAAAAACAACAAAAAGAAAGCUAUAUUUUAGCACAAUGUUCAGAAAUCAAUAAAGCAAAGUAACAGUUCAAUCUAAGCAAAGAUAAAUAUUAAAACACAAAAGGAAAAUAAAAAAUUGGAUAAAAGAGUAAAAAGUAUACACAAAACUAAAAGCGAACUCUGGCUUAAGCGUCUAUUUUGCAUUGAAUUAGUAAUCUAAAUAUACUCGCCUCCUUAAUAUAAAUGUACAACACACUUUUAUACAAGCAAGCAUAUACAAUCUUACAGAGUAUCUUUAUAUGUACAUAUGUAUAUUUAAAAAGAAUUUAAAUUAUUUAGAAAAACGUUCUAGGCACAAACGUAACUACAAUAAAGUUUCUACAAAUGUUCGCGAAUUUCCUUUAUAACUACAGUAGUGCGUAAAGAAGGAAACUAAAUAAAUUAAAAUUAGUUUUUACAAAACUGACUGGUAAAAAAAUAUAUCUAUAUAACUCUCUUCCGUUUCAUAGCCACAUACAUGCAUUGUAAAUGAACUAUAUUCUUGUCUCAGUGUCUCCCAAUCAAAAGAAAUAUGAACAUAAAAUAUGUAUAGCGACUUUCUCAAUUAAAAGUAUUCAAAGUUAACAAUGUACUCUUUGUAAUUUAGUUUUGUAUGUGUAAAUUUUGAUUUUACAAUAAUGAAAAAAGUGUUUGACUUAGCAAAAGUAAAAAAAAUUAUAUGACAACACUUUAACCAGUUCUGAACAAUUAACUGCUGCCAUUUUCCAAAUUGUUAAAAUUUUCUCGACUUACAUUACACUAUGUAUAACUUUUUAAAAUUUUUCAAAUUUACAAUUAAAAAUAAUAAUAAUUAAAAUAAUAAAUUAAAAAGUUGUUGUAUUAGCAGGUGUUCAGCUUGAUAUUUUAUAUAGUACAUACACACUGCAGAUAUAAUACAUAGUCUUCUGAAAGUUCACUCGAAGCAUAUGUUUAUAAAAAUUACAUAUACAUAUAUUUGGAAAAAAAAAUACAGGAAAGCAGCAGUUCUACAAUGAAUAUGCGUUUCGAAACAUCACAUUUAUUAUAAGUCUAUACUUUAUCAAAAUAAUUUAAUGAUACGCUUUCUUUUACAGUUUACGCGGCUUAAACUUGUGCAAUGAAAUCGAUAGCUCAAUUUCAAAAACACAUAAGCUAUUAAUUACAAGAUAAGCUGUGUAGACGCAGACUUCUCCACCAAAUUGAACAUCAAAAAUAUUGCAAUAGCGAAAUGUAUAUUUAGUAAGAAAAAAUAGUGCUUAUUUGGACAACCAAAUUUAUAUGAAUUUAUAUUAAUACACUUUAGGUGACAUUUUGCAGUUAAUAUCGCUAGAACAAAAAAAUCAAACCGAUUGUAUGCUGGAACUGUCUGUUGAAAGCAAAUAAACGUUUCUUGGAAAAUCAUACAAGUUAUUUGUAGGAAUUACAAAAAAUGCUCAAUAAAGGAAAUUCAGUUUAACAUUUAAGCUUUAGCUACAAAUUUACAAAAUCAGUUCGCACAUCAAUUUAUUACAUUUAGAAGGCAUCACAUUCGAAAAAACUUACAUACGUCAUGCAAUAGAUGAAUAAUAAUUUAAAAAAAUAUGAUAUCUUUUUCCAUUUCGUUGUGACAUAUUUUUAACUAUGCGUGAAGCAAACAAAAAAUACGUAUUUUGAGCAACAAACUUGCAUUAUUGUUUUUUUUUUUUAAUUAUGAAGUUCGAAUAAACAGUUUAUCAGUUUUCAAUAAAGUGGAGAAGACUAUGAGUUUAUUAUUGAAUUUAUUUAAAUUAAGUGACCCUCACUUAGUUUUUCCAAUAUAGAACAAUGUGUUCCAUGUUUAUAUGCACUGUAUUAACACUCGAUUACGGUAUCGAUUUCUCAUAAAACUUGAUAAAAAUACCACAAUUUUCCUCAACACAACAUGCAUUUACAACAUUUCUUUACUUCUUAGCAAUGUAUAAAACUAAAAAUAUUAUUUAAACCCUAAAAAAUAACAAAUUUAUGUUACGACUUUUAUAGUAGAAACCCUUAAAAUUUGCCAGUCUUUAUAUGUAUGUGCUCUAUUUGGAAAGUUUUGCAUACAAUUUUUCAAGCGAAAUUUUUUUUACCUUUUCAAUUUCUUUACAUGUUACUACCGCACAAUCCAAAGGCAUAUGUAUGUAGUUAUGGUAUGUACGAGUAGUAUGCAGUAGGCAAAUAUCUGUGUAUUUUUGACCAAAAAUUUUUUUUCAUUUUGGUACAUAUAAUUUCAAGGAUUUGCAUAUUAAUUUAAUUAGAAAAAAAAUAAUAAUAAUUAAUUAAUAGAACUUGAGAGAAUUACUCACUUAAGUUAAAUUCUUUUGCCAAAUUUUCAGUCACGUACAAUUGUGUAAAGACUUAAGUAAGAGUUUUAUAUGUGCAUAUUAGACAUAUCGUUUCGAAAAUUAGUUUUUAUUGAAAAUAUUUCACAUUAAAUUUAGUUGAAAAUAACGAAAUAUCAUUUGCCAUAUCAAAUCGAGUAUUGGGAAUUUAUUACGAUUGUUGAUUUCUAUAAAUUAAAAAAAUAUAUAAAUACGUACUGUUAAUUUUUGUUAUUAUUAUUAAAGUUUGUUUGUUCCGUAUAUGUUAUUACGUAAUCAUUAAAAAAAAACCAUACAUUUGCUAGGCAUAUUCUUCUUCUUUUUAUUUGUUGUUUUGAGUUCACAAACACAAUAACACGAGUAUAUAUACAUAUAUACACAGAUUAUAUACUAUGGUUUAUCGCAAUAUAAAUAAAGUAUACAUCGUAUAUAAGCAUAUAACAAAUAUUUCUUAACUGUACCAUAUUUUAUUGAAAUUACUGCAAAUUUUUUUAAAAUUAUUACCUUUAUAUCAAACAAUCAAACACAAAAUCGAGUGUAUACAAGCCUAAGGAACAAAACUAUAACAAUUUUAGAGCAUUUAAAUUGUCUAUCUGAUAAACUAUUGAUAUUUGUAAGUAUUUACUUUUUGGAAAUUUAUUUAGUUUAAAAAAAUUGCAAAUUAAAAUGAUGAUAAAUAUAAUGUUAACUUAACUUCAGCGUAAAUGAGUAAAGUGCUUUACAGUUAUACAGUCACGCCAUGUAAACGCCACACAAAUACUGCGAAGCAUUUUCAAAUUCAUGCAAAAUAUGCUGGAACACACACACUCAAUAAUGUUCAAUCGGAAAUACAAUAUAUUUACUUAUACAUACAUACAUAUGUAUAUUUAUAAAGCAUUAGCCACAGUCAACAAUUGUAAAAGAACAAAAUGGCUAAAAUAUACAUAAAAGGAGUUUAGAUUGUAAUAUAAUAUUUUGUAAAAACCGUACACCUUGAAUGAAGAUUUAAAUAAAUUGUACUUUUGUGUAUUGAUAAUAAAAUUAACGCAA